GACAUCGCAAAUGGUGAAUCAAAUGCUCAAACAGACAUCGCAAAUGAUAAAUCAAAUGCAAAUGAGGUGUCAAUCAACCAGCAUAGGCGGAGCUUUAAGGCGGAAGAGUUUGUUGUUGACAACAACCGGUAGCGCUACGACUUUUUCAAGGCGUUCAGAUUUGCGUGCACUAUUCCAUGUCGUAUCCGUAUAAACUCGUGAAAGAGAAAGCGAGAAAUCUCCUACUGCUUCUGUCCACAUUCUGAAGUGUUCAUCAGAUGGGUACAUCUAUCACAGGAGGCCACGAAAAACCAUACGGAAAGAUGAUGAUGCUACGUAACAUUGUGGAAAACUGGAUGGAUUUAGACUUCUUACAUGCAAGACUUGCAAGGCAAGAAAACAGAGAAAACCUGAAUUCAAAACAUGAAACUGGUGUGUGCAGUGAUGAUGAUGAAGAACAGCAGUGUGCUGAUGAAGUAAAUGUUGAAGAUGCUGUAGUGCCAUGGACAAGACCCUGCAUCCCUCCACCUGCCUGCGUGUCCUCAUCUGAGCCAGAUGCUGGUGUGGUCUCUUCAUCUUCAGUAUGAAUCGGUUUCUCAGGCAUGGACAGCCUCACCUCACAACUCUGUUCCAGUCUGACUGCAGCACUGAGGGAUGUGAUGGCAAAAACAAGUGAAGUCCAGAAGUCCAGCAUGCAGCAGAACAUGGGGUUUUGUCUGAAAUACAUGAUUGUUUGAAUAAGUUUGAAUAAAGCUUAGUUUCGUA
Molecule: messenger RNA, 744 nt
Organism: Danio rerio (zebrafish)
Lineage: Eukaryota; Metazoa; Chordata; Actinopteri; Cypriniformes; Danionidae
Source: RefSeq, a predicted model, not a curated record